This is a messenger RNA of Mesoplodon densirostris (Blainville's beaked whale), 3300 nucleotides long. RefSeq names its product ring finger and WD repeat domain 3 (gene RFWD3). Lineage: Eukaryota; Metazoa; Chordata; Mammalia; Artiodactyla; Ziphiidae. Bases 96 to 2537 code for a protein of 813 amino acids. The record is from RefSeq and is a predicted model, not a curated record. Gene Ontology annotation, molecular function: protein binding; ubiquitin protein ligase activity. Gene Ontology annotation, cellular component: nucleus; site of double-strand break. The transcript is spliced from 13 exons. Gene Ontology annotation, biological process: double-strand break repair via homologous recombination; interstrand cross-link repair; protein ubiquitination.
GCUCCGGAAGUGGGUGUCCGGCGAGAGUUGUUAUAAGGAGACUGCAGGUGUUCCGCCGGUCUUGCGAGUCGGACCGCGUCCUUCCGGCUUCAGUGAUGGCUCAUGAAGCAAUGAAGUAUGAUCUUCAGGUGCAGUUAGAUCAUGGUGCUGCACAACAGCCUGCUCCCCCUGAAGUGGUCAGCGGCCAAGGGGGACCACCCCUGCUCCAGCCUUCUCAUACUGAGGUGGCCAGCAGCCAGGAAGGACCACGCCUGUUUGAGCCUGCACCUGCUGCAGUGGUCAGCAGCCAAGGGGGACCAGCCCUGCUCCAGCCCCCUCCUGAUGAAGUGGUCAGCAGCCAAGAGGGACCAGCCCUGCUCCAGCCCCCUCCUGAUGAAGUGGUCAGCAGCCAAGAGGGACCAGCCCUGCUCCAGCCUGCUCCACAGGUGUCCAUUGAUGUGACAGAGGAGCUCUCAGAAGAGACUGUGGAGAACAUCAAUCCAGGAGUUUCAGAGGAGCGUAGGCAGGAAUCUGGUGCUAACCACACUGCCCAAGUAUCUUCAUUGAAUCCAGUGGACAGCUUCAUCAGUGGGCUGCAGAGACUUCGUGGCAUGCUGGAAUUCCUGAGACCAACUUCGGACCACAGGGUGGGGCCAGUGAGAGCCAGGAGGAGGAGGAGUUCUGCUUCACAGAGGGCAAGAGCUGGAGGGUCUCACAGGACAAACAGUGCCAGGUUGAGAGCACCGUUGGAUGCUUACUUUCAAGUAAACAGGACGCAGCCUCAUUCUCCAGCCACCUCUUAUGGUUCAGAGACUAGGAAUCCUGUCUCUGAAGACUUGCAGGUAUCAGGUAGUUCUGACAGUGACGGCUCCACAGAGUAUGAAGAGGGGGUUGUCCAGGCAGAGGAACCUGAAGCUGUGGUUUUAGCAGAGCAACUAGGAGGUAAUGACUUGGCAGAGCAACUCAGAGAUAUCUCAACAGGGCAAGAAGUUACAUGUAUUGGUGGAGGAGAGACUCUCCGCAAACAGCAGUCUCCCCAGAAGUCUAAUCCUCUCCUAGCUUCUGCUUCUGUGGAUGAGGAAGAAGUGGACACUUGCACAAUAUGUUUGGAACAGUGGACCAAUGCUGGGGAUCACCGGCUCUCAGCAUUGCGCUGUGGGCACCUCUUUGGAUAUAAGUGCAUUUCUAAGUGGCUCAAAGGACAGACACGAAAAUGUCCUCAGUGCAACAAGAAAGCCAAGCACAGUGACAUCGUUGUCCUUUAUGCCCGAACCCUGAGAGCUUUGGACACUAGUGAACAAGAGCUCACGAAAAGUUCCUUAGAAAAGGAGCAGAUGCUAAGGAAGAAGGCUGAGUUAGAAUCGGCACAGUGCCGGCUCCAGCUUCAAGUCCUCACUGAGGAAUGCACUAAGCUUCAGAGUCGUGUUCAGGACUUGAAAAAACUUAUUGUGCAGCAUCAGGGUCAGAUUUCACAGCUGACCGGGAGUUCCCAAGCACGUUUCCUAAGCAGCCUGUCCUCCAGCCAGAGCCAACACAAGUACCAUUUCCAGAAGACAUUCACAGUGUCUCAAACGGGAAACUGCCGAGUCAUGACAUACUAUGAUGCUCUGAGCUGCCUGGUAGUAUCACAGCCUUCUCCUCAGGCCUCCUUCCUUCCAGGCUUUGGUGUUAAGAUAUUGAGUACUGCCAACAUGAAAAGCAGUCAGUAUAUUCCCAUGCAUGGCAAACAGAUACGUGGACUGGCUUUCAGCAGUCGAUCCAAAGGCUUACUUCUCUCUGCUUCCCUAGACAACACUAUUAAACUGACCAGCCUGGAGACAAAUACUGUGGUCCAGACUUACAAUACUGGACGUCCUGUCUGGAGCUGCUGCUGGUGUCUUGAUGAAAACAAUUACAUGUAUGCUGGAUUGGUCAACGGUUCAAUUCUGUUGUAUGACCUUCGAAACACAAGCUCUCAUAUCCAGGAGUUAGCACCUCAGAAAGCUAGAUGCCCGCUGGUAUCCCUGUCAUACGUACCCAGAGCUGCCUCGGCUGCAUUUCCAUAUGGUGGGGUGUUGGCCGGAAGCUUGGAGAAUGCUUCCUUUUGGGAACUGAAAAUGGGCUUUACUCAUUGGCCUCAUGCGCUGCCCAUGGAGCCUGGGGGCUGCAUAGACUUUCAGACAGAGAGCAGCACCCGGCACUGUCUUGUGACCUACAGACCUGAUAAAAAUCACAACACCUUACGAAGUGUACUCAUGGAGAUGUCCUAUAAGCUGGAUGAUGCUGGAGAGCCAAUCUGCUCCUGCCAUCCUGUACAAACAUUCCGUGGGGGACCCACUUGCAAACUACUGACCAAAAGUGCCAUUUUCCAAAAUCCAGAGAAUGAUGGCGGCAUCCUGGUGUGUACCGGGGAUGAAGUGUCAAAUUCUGCCCUGCUGUGGGAUGCUGGCAGUGGCUCGUUGCUGCAGGAACUGCAGGCUGAUCAGCCUGUCUUGGACAUCUGCCCAUUUCAGGUGAACCAUAACAGCUACUUGGCUACCUUAACGGAGAAGAUGGUCCACAUCCAUAGGUGGGAGUGACCAUGGUCUUGAAACUUGUCGGACAUGCUGCUGGUUAAUGUUACAUGUUGUUUGUUAGCACCUGGCAGCCCUGAGCAAGAUCUGUGCUUAUUGUCUGUGGCCUAGAACUUUUGGGAUCGUGGCAGUGUCCAUCAAAAGAGUCAGUGUCGGGCUUCCCUGGUGGCGCAGUGGUUGAGAGUCCGCCUGCCGGUGCAGGGGACACAGGUUCGUUCCCUGGUCCGGGAAGAUCCCACGGAUCUUGCUCCGCAACGGGAGAGGCCUGUGUACCGCAAAAAAAAAAAAAGAGUCAGUGUCUGGUACUCCAUCAUGUUAUACAUUUCUUGGGGGUAAAAGCCUUCAUGAAUCUUAGUUGAGAAUUUUUUUUUUUUUUUUUUUUUUUUGGUUUUUUUGGCGGGUUUUUUUUGUUUUGUUUUUGUGGUAGGGGGGCCUCUCACCGCUGUGGCCUCUCCCGUUGCGGAGCACAGGCUCCAGACGCGCAUGCUCAGUGGCCACGGCUCAUGGGCCCAGCCGCUCCACGGCACGUGGGAUCCUCCCGGACCGGGGCACAAACCCGCGUCCCCUGCAUCGGCAGGCGUACCCUCAACCACUGUGCCACCAGUGAAGCCUGAGAAUAAAUUUUUUUUUUUUUUCUUGUGGUAUGUGGGCCUCUCACCGUCGCGGCCUCCCCCGUUGCGGAGCACAGGUUCCGGACGCACAGGCCCAGCGGCCAUGGCUCACGGGCCCAGCCGCUCCGCGGCACGUGGGAUCUUCCCAGACCGGGGCA